Astyanax mexicanus (Mexican tetra) is the source of this 4030-nucleotide messenger RNA. RefSeq names its product NACHT, LRR and PYD domains-containing protein 3-like. The record is from RefSeq and is a predicted model, not a curated record. Bases 68 to 3238 code for a protein of 1056 amino acids. The transcript is spliced from 13 exons. Lineage: Eukaryota; Metazoa; Chordata; Actinopteri; Characiformes; Acestrorhamphidae. Gene Ontology annotation, molecular function: protein binding.
UGAUGAAGAGAGUUUGGAUAAAAAGCACAGAGGAUUUCAUGUAAAACGGUCUAAAAAGAGCUCCAAAAUGAGUGACUCAGAUGAAGCUGGGAGACUGGAUCAGGAUAAGAGAUCAGACUCACCUGAACCCAGCUGUGUCUCCCUGAAGAGUGACCAGUCAAUGGAUAAACCUAUAGGCUUCAGAGAGGAUAACAGAUCUACUGAUCUCAGUGAGAUUCAGAGAGUAGUGAGAGCAGGCUCUCCUGAACCCAGCCAUGUGUCUAUGAAGAGUGACUGGUCAAUGGACCCUCCAUUAACGUUUGGAAAAGAAGACUGUUCUCCUGAACUGAGAUUCCAGCAGGAGGCAUCAGACACCACUAGAAGAGAUUCCAUAUUCAAGGAGCUGGAGCACAAAGUCAUCACUCUGGUAAAGAAUCAGCUGAGGAGUUUUGUAAAGCUGAUGAAUCUGGAUUACCCAGCAUGCUCUGAAAAAGAAAUAGAGGAUGAAGAGGAUCAGAGUGGUGUCAGAGAGGGGGUGCUGAAGAUCACACUACAUGUCUUAAGGAACAUGAACCAGAAAUACCUCGCUAACACACUGAAAACCAAGUUGGCUCCUUGUCAUCAAAAACUCAAAUCCACACUGGGGAAAAGGUUUCAGAAAAUCAAUGAGGGAAUUGCAAAUCCUGGAUCCUCAGUCCUCCUGAAUGAGAUCUACACAGAUCUGUACAUCACAGAGGGAGGGAGUGGAGAGGUCAAUAAUGAACAUGAGGUCAGACAGAUUGAAGCAGCGUCCAGGAGACCAGCAACACAGGAGACACCCAUAAAAUGUAACGACCUCUUUAAAGACCAGUCUAUCAGAACUGUGCUGACUAAAGGAGUUGCUGGAAUUGGAAAAACAGUCUCUGUGCAGAAGUUCAUUCUGGACUGGACUGAAGGAAAAGCCAAUCAGGAUGUUCUCUUCAUAUUUCCACUUCCUUUUAGAGAGCUGAAUCUGAUGAAAACUGAAAAACUCAGUCUGUUGGAUCUUCUUCAUCAGUUUUUCAAAGACACAAAAUACUUAAAACCAGGAGAUUAUCAUCGUUCCAGAGUCAUGUUCAUCUUUGAUGGUCUGGAUGAAUGUCGACUUCCUCUAGAUUUCCAGAACAAUGAGAGAGUAUCUGAUGUAACACAGUCAGCCUCAGUGGAUGUGCUGCUGACAAACCUCAUCCAGGGGAACCUGCUUCCCUCUGCUCUCCUAUGGAUAACUACUCGACCAGCAGCAGCCAAUCAGAUCCCUCCUGACAGUAUUGAUCAGGUAACAGAGGUACGAGGGUUCAGUGACCAUCAGAAAGAGGAAUACUUCAGGAAAAGGAUCAGAGAUCAGAGCCUUGCUGAAAGAAUCAUUACACACAUGAAGUCCUCCAGAAGCCUCUACAUCAUGUGCCACAUCCCAGUCUUCUGCUGGAUCUCAGCCACUGUUCUAGAGAGGAUGUUGGGUGAAGCAGAGGGAGGAGAGAUCCCCAAGACUCUGACUCAAAUGUUCACACACUUCCUUAUCUUUCAGAUCAAGCACCGCAGCCAGAAGUACCAAAGAAAAAGUGAUGUUGACCUUGACCAGACUAGAGAGAUUAUUCUGGCUCUGGGAAAACUGGCUUUCCAACAGCUGGAGAAAGGAAACCUGAUCUUCUAUGAGGAAGAUCUGAGAGAGUGCAGCAUUGAUGUCAGAGAAGUGUCCGUGUACUCAGGAGUGUGCACCCAGAUCUUCAGACAGGAGUUUGGACUUCACCUGGGGAAGGUUUACAGCUUUGUGCAUCUGAGUGUUCAAGAGUUUCUGGCUGCUUUAUAUGAGUUUCUGUCCUUCAUCUCCAACAACACAAAUGUUCUACCUGGAUUUCUUGAUUUUGUACAAAAGGCAAGAGCACUGUCUGAAUUCCUAAAGAGAGCCGUGGACAAGGCCUUACAGAGUGAGAACGGACACCUGGACCUUUUCCUCCGAUUCCUUCUGGGUCUCUCACUGGAGUCCAAUCAGACUCUCUUACGAGGUCUUCUGAUACAGACAGAGAACAUCUCUCACAGUAAAGAGGAAGUAGUGGAGUACAUCAAGCAGAAGAUCAGGGAGAAUCCCUCUCCAGAGAAAACUAUCAGUCUGUUCCACUGUCUGAAUGAACUGAAUGAUCAUUCUCUAGUGCAGGAAGUCCAGAAAUACCUGAACAGAGGAGGUUCCAGUGAUCUCAGUGGAGUUACUCUCUCUUCUGCUCAGUGGUCAGCUGUGGCGUUUGUGAUGCUGAAUUCAGCAGAGGAGCUGGAUGUAUUUGACCUGAGGAAAUACGAAAGUUCAGAAGAAUGUCUUCUAAGGUUGAUGCCAGUGGUCAAAGCCUCCAGGAAAGCUGAGCUGUGGAAGUGUAAUCUGUCAGAGAACAUCUGUGCAUCUCUGGCCUCAGCUCUGAGCUCAAACUACUCAACUCUGAGAGAACUAAAUCUAAGGGGCAAUAAGCUGCAGGAUUCGGGAGUGAAGCUGCUCUUAACUGGACUGGACAAUCCACACUGUAAACUGGAAAAAUUGGGGCUGGGUCAGUGUAAUCUGACAGGAAAAGUCUGUCCAGAUCUGGCCUCAGCUCUCAGCUCAAACUCCUCAACUCUGAGAGAACUGGAUCUGAGUGAGAAUAAACUGCAGGAUUCAGGAGUGAGGCUGCUCUCUGCUGGACUGAAGAGUUCACACUGUAAACUGGAGAAGCUAAUGCUGUGGAAAUGUAAUCUAUCAGAGAAAAGCUGUGCAGAUCUGGCCUCAGUUCUGAACUCAAACUCCUCAACUCUGAGAGAACUGAACCUGAGUGAUAACAAAUUGCAGGAUUCAGGAAUUAAGCUGCUCUCUGCUGGACUGAAUAGUUCACACUGUAAACUGGAGAAACUGGAACUGCGUUGGUGUAAUCUGACCGAGGAAAGCUGUGCAGAUCUGGCCUCAGCUCUCAGCUCACACUCCUCAAUUAUGAGAGAUCUGGACCUGAGUUAUAAUAAACUGCAGGAUUCAGGAGUGAAGCUGCUCUCUGCUGGACUGAAGAGUUCACACUGUAAACUGGAGAAACUGAAGCUGCAUAGCUGCAGUAUAGCAAACGAAGGCUGUGAUGCUUUAGCUUCAGCUCUGAAAUCCAACCCCUCCCACCUGAGAGAGCUGAAUCUGAACUCCAAUAAACCUGGAGAAUCAGGGAAGAAGCUUCUCUCUGAUCUACUGAAGGAUCCUCACUUUAAACUGGAGAAACUACUCAUUUGGACAGACACCUGACCUCCUUUUCCUGUUUACCAUCUUAUCCACUGUAUAUAUUACUGUUGUUUUUGUUGAAGUAUAAAUAUUUAGUUAAAGCUCUGCUGAUACUUGUUCUAUAACAAGCUGAAGUGAGAUCCGGCUGUUCAGCAGCUGGAAUAGCUGAACUAAACAGUAACAGAUCAUUAUCAGAACAGCUCUAAUCUUAUUAUAAGAGUGGAAUUAGAACCUUGUUGAUUUCUAUAUUGUGGAGUUUAAUAGGAAAGUGGGAGCCUUGUCUGUCAAAAACUGAAAUUUUCACAGAUGAUAUUUUGGUUCCAGAAGAUUCUUAAUUCCUACUGAAAGUCAGUGAGAGGUAGAUCAUCAUUUUCAGACUCUUGGGUAAAUACCCCGAGCUCUAAAUCAUUGGCUGUGCUAAAAUGUGGUGUGGAAUCUGGUUUAGAGAGAUCUGAAUCUACACAUACAGUAUAGUACACUUUUAUAUUCUGUAUAGCAGGCAGAGCAGUGAGGGUUAGCCAGUCGACAGUGAUCAGUUCAGCACUGUCUUGUACUUUUAUCAUGUUGUUUAAAUCAAUUAGAAAUGUGUUGAAACCUUCAGAAGCUGUAUAAACUCUAUCCAAACUCAUUCUUUUAACUUUUACAGAGCCUUAAAAUGUAUUUUAUUUCCUUUUAAGCACUUCUAACCAAAAACAGAAGUUGGAAAUUAGCUUCAGCUAGAAUUCUUGUAUACAUUACAUUACUUGUAUUUUGUGUAACAGUGUUUAUCUGCAUAGUCCCUGUAAAAUAUGUAAAUAAAUACAUAUAUAAAUGAAA